AGCAUUGGAACAUGCAUCUUACCAAUCGUCAAGUGAGGUAGCUACUGCCCCUAACAACGAAUUGACUGUUACCAGGUAUGUUGUUCAUGCGGACCACUUGAGCAUCCGCGUAAAUAAGGUGGAGUUGCUGCUCGGGAGUGCCCUGAUGACAUGCUGCAUGCUUAGGUAGCGGGCCCGCCCAGCCAGCAUUCCGGGGUCGGCAACUUUGACCUUGGAGACCUGCAGGCACCAGCCAUCUUCUCUUGUUUAUCACCAAGCUGCUUAUCGAACAGCGAGAUCCUACAUCUCUUCUGGAGUAACCUGACGCAGGUCGUUGAACAUUUACAAUCACCAUGCAACUCCGACAGUUGACAGCCCUCCUUUCCCUUCCAACCGCUAUCCUUUCUUUCGUCGUCUUUCCCGAAGCCGAAGUCUUCCAGACUCAUUCCGAAGAUCUCAGUCUUGCGCUCACUUUACCCGUCCCAAAAUACGUCGAAUUCAUUGAAGCGGUCCAUCCGGAGCAGCGCAUCCAAAUCACAAGGCUAUCUCCUGAGCAUGUCGAACCUACGGAGGAUCUAGAAGAUACCGAUGACCAACCUCUACCAGUGGUAAUCUGGCAUGGCCUGGGUGAUUCCGCCGACAACAAGGGACUGAAAGAGGUGGCAGAAUUGAUCGACAGCGUCCAUCCAGGAACAUAUACCUACAUUAUCUCUGUGGUUGGCGGCGCCGGGUCUGCAGAUCGCCAGGCAUCUUUCUUCGGCAAUGUCACGGAGCAGCUCGAGUCUGUGUGCCACGCAUUGGCCGAAGACAAUAUCCUGAAGACUGCGCCCGCUGUCGACGCCAUCGGCUUCAGCCAGGGCGGUCAAUUCCUGAGAGGCUAUGUUGAGCGAUGCGGUGGCUGGGCACCCAAGGUUCGGUCACUGAUCACGUUCGGAAGUCAACAUAAUGGUAUUGCGGAGUUUCAGAAAUGCAAGAGCACGACAGAUUGGGUCUGCCAGGGCGCCAAUGCACUGCUGAAGAGCAGCACUGUCUGGUCGGAUUUCGUGCAGUCGAGACUCGUGCCGGCGCAGUAUUAUCGCGACACGAACGAUUUCGAGAAUUACUUGAAUCACUCGAAUUUCUUGGCUGAUAUCAACAACGAGCGGAAGGUCAAGAAUGCGACGUAUGCGCAGAACAUUGCCGCCCUGGAGAAACUCGUUAUGGUUGUGUUUGAUGAGGAUAGAACGGUGAUCCCAAAGGAGAGUGGGUGGUUCGCUGAGGUCAAUUUGACUUCUGCCUCGGUCACGCAGUUGAAAGACAGGCCGAUUUAUAUGGAGGACUGGAUUGGGUUGAAGAAGCUGGAUGAGAAGGGUGGUUUGGAUUUCCUUGCGCUUCCUGGGGAGCAUAUGAAUUUCAGUGAUAAGGAUCUCAAGGCGCUGUUUGCCAGGUAUUUCGGUCCUUCUGGGAGGAAGUUCGAGAAGCCGUCUAAAGAGGAUGGAUGGAAGCUGGAGUUGUAGAGCCGGGUCCUUCAGGGGUUGGAUGUAUUAUAGCAGGAGUUGCUUGUCUAGCUUUUAUUAUAAUUGUCGUAUAGGACGAUGCUUGGGUUGA
This is a messenger RNA of Exophiala viscosa, 1566 nucleotides long. RefSeq names its product palmitoyl-protein thioesterase. Gene Ontology annotation, molecular function: palmitoyl hydrolase activity; thiolester hydrolase activity. The transcript has a single exon. Bases 333 to 1475 code for a protein of 380 amino acids. The record is from RefSeq and is a predicted model, not a curated record. Gene Ontology annotation, cellular component: lysosome. NCBI's taxonomy places the organism in Eukaryota, Fungi, Ascomycota, Eurotiomycetes, Chaetothyriales, Herpotrichiellaceae.